AUGGCCAAGGCCGCUGUUGCGGACAGAGGGAAUGACAGCACUGAUAUCCCAGAAGCCCUGAAAGAGUUUGCCAGCAUCCGUGAACAGGAUGCGGAGGAAGCUUGUCACAAACUCUUUAAGAGGUACAAUUUGACUCUUCCUUUCGAUAUAGAGACCAUCCAUGCUGGAAAUGAAGGGGAGCUGAAGCAGCUGCCCGUGGUCAAGUUUUCAACCUGGGCGAAAUACCUUUUGGAUUAUGAGAAGCUUGAACAUCUGAUUGGUGUGCCAGAGCAGGACAUGGAGCCAAGGCUGGAAGAGUUUUGGCACCGGUACAAAGUGCUGAACCCGGAACAUCAAGUGUUUGUUCUGGCAGAGAACGAGUCUCUGCAGCUGAAGCGAACAGUGCCUGUUUUUGCCCAUAUAGACGAGGGCAGAACGUACAAAUCCAAGGCUUUGCUUAUCUUGUCAAUCCACGGAUGCCUUGGAAAGGGCACACGCAGCUACGCUAAGCGGAUUGUGCGGAAACCCCACAUCAAGCGAGACCCGAUGGGAAUGAACUAUGUUGGUUCAACUUGGAGCACACAUUUUACCUUCGGAACCCUUCUGCGCAGCCUCAUCAAUGACGAUGACUCCUGCCUCGACAAGCUCAUGGCUGCUUUCGGGUCUGACAUGACCCAGCGGGCGACGCAGGGUGUUACCAGUGCGAAUGGACAGAGAAGGCUCUGGGUACAAAUCCUUGGUAUCAAAGGCGAUUUGCCGGCGUUGGGCAAAAUCGGAGGCUUUGUGCGCAACUACAGCAGAGUUGCGAAGAAACAGGUCUCCAGGCCUGGGGCGUUGUGGGAGCGGACAGCCUUUGAGGAGCGCCCGUGGGUUGCAGAGCCGCCCAUUUUGGCGGAAAUUCCCUGCUUGCCAGACAAACCCGAGGCCUUCUUCAUGACAGAUUUGUGGCAUAACUUUCACAACGGGCUGGCGAAGUUUUGGGUCGCCAACGCGCUGGUGAUUUUCAUAUUCACCGAUGGCCUGGUGCCAGGGCGCUCGAUCGAGAAAAAGUUGGAAUGGCUUUCCGAUGACUUUGUAAGCUUUUGCAAACGAGCGGGCAUCAUGCCGUUCCUGAAGGAGUUUACAAGGGACAACCUCAGUUUGGAUUCCUUUCAUUCCUAUCCACAGGGUUUGUGGAGCAAAGCAGUGGUGUCCACCCACACCAUGUUGUAUGUGCAGGACUUUUGCGACAGGUUCAUUUCGCCGACAACAACGGAUGCCGUCUUCAAGGGCAUCGAAUCUCGAAUUGCUCAGGGCACCCGCUUGGUGAAUGUCUUCCUAUCCGUGCUCUAUGGAGAAGGCUUCUGG
Molecule: messenger RNA, 1326 nt
Organism: Symbiodinium necroappetens
Lineage: Eukaryota; Dinophyceae; Suessiales; Symbiodiniaceae
Source: the annotation of a GenBank genome assembly